GCAGCAGCCCAAGUUCAAGGCUUGCUGUGUGCAUGAGUACGAGCUGCCUGGAGCGGGCAGGGGCCGGCGGGCAGCGAGCCGAAGCCCUCCAGCUGUGAGCCGCAGGGAUGGCUCCAGCCGCCGAGUGCCGGGAUUCCCACCUCUGUUACUACAGCAUCAAAUUCGCCCUGUCCACCUAUGCCACCCUCUUCUCGAUCCUCGGCCUCACGAUCCUGUGUGUUGGGAUUUACGCCGAAGUGGAGAGGCAAAAGCACAAGACCUUGGAAGGGAUCUUCCUGGCUCCAGCCAUCAUCCUCCUGCUGCUGGGCUUCACCAUGUUUGGGGUCUCCUUCGUUGGCAUGGUGGGGAGCCUCAGGGACAACCGAACGCUGCUCAAGACGUUCUUCUGGGUUCUUCUGGCGAUCUUUCUCACAGAGCUGCUGCUGCUGUUCAUUGAAAUCAUCUUUGAGAACAAGAUGAAUGCAGUUUUCCACUCCAACAUCCAAGAGGGCAUCAGGCACUAUUACGAUGACCUUGACUUCAAGAACAUCUUGGAUUUUGUACAAGAAAAGUUUUCUUGCUGUGGUGGGGACGAGUACCGGGACUGGGAGGUUAACCAGUACCACUCCUGCAAUGGCAGCGGGCCGCUGGCAUGCGGAGUGCCCUACACGUGUUGUAUCAGGAAGGUCCCUGGAGAAGUCAUUAACACCCUGUGUGGAUACAGGACGCUGGAUAAAGAGCGCCUGGAGCUGCUCAACAUCAUCCAUGUACGAGGCUGCAUCCAUGCCGUUGGGCUCUGGCUCAAAGACAACUUUGAGGCCACUUUGGGCAUCGUUUGCUCCCUGCUGCUUCCUCAGGUGAUCGGCCUCGUGAUGGCUUGGCUGUAUUGGCAAAAGCUCAACGAGAUCUACUCCAAGCUGGACACUGUCGACUUCAAGAUCCUGGAGAUGCGGGAUUUCAGCUUCGGGGCUGUGGAUCUGAGCGGUGCGGGCUGGUGCUGGUGCUUGCCCAAGGAAGGGGGCUACAUUCCCAUCAAUGCUGAGGAUGAGGAAGAUGAGAAAGAGGAAAGCACCAUCUGCCAAAGCAAAGUGUGAGAAGGUGGAGGACUUGGAGCACAGCUCUUAGGAAGGUGGUCGAUGUUGAACAUGGACAUCAUACGAUUUAUCUUCUCAGGUCCAGGAGACAGUAACACUGGGAUGUUAUCACAACUGCAAUGCACUGUGCUGGCACAUGGGUUCCCCAGGGUCCUUUUACUUCCUUCCCCUUUUGAAGCAUUUCUCUAUCACUUUAUUGGGUUUUUAGGGUUGGUUUUUUUUACACAAUAAAUGUAACUCGUGUUGUGUUU
This is a messenger RNA of Pezoporus flaviventris, 1324 nucleotides long. RefSeq names its product tetraspanin-15-like. The coding region runs from base 108 to 1073 and encodes 321 amino acids. NCBI's taxonomy places the organism in Eukaryota, Metazoa, Chordata, Aves, Psittaciformes, Psittacidae. The transcript is spliced from 8 exons. Gene Ontology annotation, cellular component: membrane. The record is from RefSeq and is a predicted model, not a curated record.